UUCUGGUUCUUGUGCAUAACGGGUGUAAAACCUAAAGUAAGAGUCCAUUAUCAGGCCUAACAAACACAGUGCCUUCUUGUUAUAUGAGGACCCAAAGGCGGCCUAGGGUUAGCCCAUGCCUUUCCUAAAUACUCUUCUUUCCUCGUAGCCAAUUCUAGUUCUGCGACUUUUGCUACUGCUGCCAGAGAGACAUGAGACUCCUCACUCACAACAUGCUGUCCUCCAAUAUCAAGGGAGUAGCCAACGGUUUCCCUCUUCGAAUAGAAGUGCAGAAAGUAAUUGAAAAGGAAGUAGAUUUCAAUCCCGAUUUUUUGAAAAACAUGUUCUCAAAAAUCGAAUGGAAAGCACUCGUCGACGCGGCAAGAACCAUGGGAUAUACUGAGUUGCCGGACGCGGCGGAAUCGUCGAUGCUCGAGUCGGAGGAGUUUAUGAGGAAGUUCCAUCACGCGCUUUUAGAGGUUGAUCUUGAAGAAGGGGCUUUGAUUUGCCCUGAAACUGGUCGUAAGUUUCCUGUUAAUAAAGGGAUUCCUAAUAUGCUUCUUCAUGAAGAUGAGGUGUAGAUUAGGAUUUUGGUUGUCUUGAAGGAGAUUUGUGUUUUUUUUUUUUUUUGUGGUUUAGAGAUUUGAGUGAUGGAUUUUCCUGUAUCCCAAGUAUAAAUAUAUUGGAGGUGUCUUCUAUGA
Messenger RNA from Ricinus communis (castor bean), 680 nucleotides. RefSeq names its product multifunctional methyltransferase subunit TRM112 homolog A. The record is from RefSeq and is a predicted model, not a curated record. The coding region runs from base 192 to 560 and encodes 122 amino acids. The transcript has a single exon. Gene Ontology annotation, molecular function: protein heterodimerization activity. Lineage: Eukaryota; Viridiplantae; Streptophyta; Magnoliopsida; Malpighiales; Euphorbiaceae. Gene Ontology annotation, biological process: tRNA methylation; peptidyl-glutamine methylation; rRNA (guanine-N7)-methylation.